AUUUUUGUGUAAGACUACAUUAUUUUUUUAAUAGUUCCUAAUGCAAAAUGCUUAUCCACGAAUUAAUGUAUUGCUGUUGUCUAUUUUCAGAUCAAUGCUACAAGAAUGGUCGGUUUUACGAUGUUGGAGAAUCCGUCAAAGAUAACUGUAACGAAUGUAUCUGCCAAGAUGAUCAUCCAUUCUCCGACCAUGUCUCAUGGUCAUGCACCAGACAUGCCUGCUUGAUGCGACGAGAUAUGGUUGAAACCAUCAACUAUGGUCAAUACGGAUGGAGGGCCAGCAACUAUUCUUUCCUUCAUGGUCUUACAUUGGCUGACGGAAUCAAAUACAGAUUGGGAACCUUCCAACCCAGCAACCAAGUUUUCAGCAUGUCAGCGUUGAAAUCUCACCACGAAGAUAGUCUUCCAGAAUCAUUCGAUUCGAGACAAAGAUGGCCAGGUCUCAUAUCUGACAUCAGGGACCAAGGUGACUGUGGUUCUUCUUGGGCCUUGUCUACUGCAGCUAUCGCUUCCGACAGACUCGCCAUUGGAUCCAACGGAAGAAUAGUCAAAACACUAUCACCUCAACACCUACUUUCCUGCGUCGGAGGAUCAAAUAACAGCUGCGAAGGAGGCAACAUUGACCAGGCAUGGGGUUUCUUGCGAAGAUACGGUGGUGUCACGGAAGAUUGUUAUCCAUACCAAGCAAGGACAGAUCAAUGUACCAUUCCAAAACUGAGCUCUCCUGAUAUUUGCCCAAGUGGUAGAGUCUUCAAAGAACACAUGAAAUUCAAGAUGACACCGCCAUAUCGUAUCCGAAAUGAUGAACACACGAUUAAGAAGCAGAUUUAUGAAAAUGGACCAGUACAAGCUAUAUUCAAUGUGAAAGAAGACUUCUUUGUCUAUAGAUCCGGUGUCUAUCGUCAUGUCAACACGGUUACAAACCUACCUCAAUCCUAUCAUCAAACUGGCUCUCACUCGGUUAGAAUAAUCGGAUGGGGUGUUGACUAUUCCAAUGGAUUCCGAACAAAAUACUGGCUCUGUGCCAAUUCUUGGGGACCCAACUGGGGAGAAAAAGGUUACUUCCGUAUUCUUCGAGGCCAAAAUGAAUGUGAUAUCGAGUCCUUCGUGAUUAGUGCUUGGCCCCACCUUCCACAAAGACUCCACCGUUAUCAGUCUAAGCGUAAACGAAGAUCCCUUGACGAAAAUACAGUAAAAGAAAUUCUUUUUGGAACGAGAAACAAGUAAAAUGGUUUUUUAAAAAAUCGUUUCUACAGGACUGUUUACACUAGGAAACACUUCGAAAUGCUUUUCUUUUUUUUUAAACCGAAAACCAAA
This is a messenger RNA of Octopus sinensis (East Asian common octopus), 1316 nucleotides long. RefSeq lists its product as uncharacterized. Gene Ontology annotation, molecular function: cysteine-type peptidase activity. The record is from RefSeq and is a predicted model, not a curated record. Gene Ontology annotation, cellular component: lysosome. The transcript has 9 exons. Bases 48 to 1226 code for a protein of 392 amino acids. Gene Ontology annotation, biological process: proteolysis. NCBI's taxonomy places the organism in Eukaryota, Metazoa, Mollusca, Cephalopoda, Octopoda, Octopodidae.